GUUCCUAGCCCUGUCCCAGCAAAAAUUGUUGCAGUGACUCUUGCUACACAUUAACUGGGAGAAAAGUAAAAAAGUGAACCUUGAGAAGAGGACACGGGAGACGAGAAACAAAGACAUGGCUGCAUAUCUUGCAACUGCGGCUGCUAUCUUGGGCGUACGAAUGAUGUUGGACACAUUCGGGGGGAGGGAGAAGAUCAAUAAAGUCCUGGAAUCCAAGAUGGAAAAGGCCUUCCAGGACUUCAAGAAUAAAAUGAAAGCUCUGCAGGAAGACUUCAAAAAAUUGCAGUCCAGACAGAGAGAAGUUCAGCACCUCAGAGCAGAGUUGGGAAAGAACCCAGGAAAUAAAGAGGAGAAAAUUGCCUGGGCCCUGGAAUCUAAGUUGAGGAAGAACCUCUGGCAGCUCUCCCCCCGAAUUCAAACUCUGGAAGAGGAUCUACAGGAAUGGCCAAAGGCCACAAGGCAUGACCUUCUGCUUCUCAGAGCAGAACUGCAGAAGAAAAAAGGAAAUAAAGAGGAGGAAAUUGCAUGGGCCAUGGAAUCCAAGUUGAAGAAUAUCUGCCGGCAGCUCUCCGAAAUAAUUCACACUCUGGAAGGAGAUCUACAAGAAUGUCUAGAGACCACAAAGCGUGACCUUCUGCUUCUCAGAGCAGAACUGCAGAAGAAAAAAGUGGUUUCAGAAGCAGAGGCUUUCUUUCCUCUGGAGUGGUGAACCCAGGGUCCUUUGCCAUCAACUUUGACUGCAGUGAGGGUGGUCAGCAGAACUUGGAAUGGUCCUCUCCACUUGGCUUGUAGAGUGUCACUGUCCCACCACUUAACACAGACCCAGUCUCCAGGUUGGAAAGGAUCUGCAGGUGUGUCCAGUCUUAUAGAUCUGGAUGGCACAGUGUAAUUCUGGAGCUUCUGCAAAGUAGAACCUAAAUCCAUUAGAUAUUUCUGCAAAUCAAGUUUCCCCUUCAUGUGAAUUUUACCUGGAACAUGUGGAAUCUGAUAUGGCUGCCAUACAAUAUUUCAUAGGGACUGAUAUUAUCCCUUCGCCUUGGUUGUAUGUGGAUUCUCAGUAAAGCUAUAGGCAAGGCAUGAACUCAUGUCAUGGAUGUUUCCUGACAAAUUUUGCUAAUUUGUGUUUUGAGAAUCCCAUUAUUACAUUCAACUUUACCACUCACUUGGGGUCUAUAAGGUGUAGGUCUCAAGAAAUUCUCAAAAUCUGGCUAACUGCCUUAACCACUGUUGCAACAAAGUGUGGUCCCCUAUCUGAUGACAUCCCCAGAGGAACCCUGAACCUUGGACUUAUAUGAUUGAGCAAAGCUUUCACCACUUUCUUGGCUGUGUUCGUGCAACAGGACUAAGCUUCUAGCCAUCCACUGAAGGUGUCAGCUAAUACCAGUAUGGACCGGUAUACCUCCUUGCGUGGGAACUCUGCAAAAUCUGUCAGUUAAUCUCCAGGUGAAACAUAAACUUUAAGGAAUUUAGUGAUUUUAGAGAAGCUAAGAUUUUAGUUAGAGAUAAGCCUUACUAGAGUUAAUUAAAAUAAAUGAGUAGGCCUUGAUGAAGUUAAGAGUUAAUAGUUAACUAAUAAUUGAUUGCUUGUCAACACAAUGUUUAGUUAGCUGGGUUUAUAAUGAAGAAUAUAGAAACUGAAAAAUAGCUUUUAGGAACAUAAGACAAUUGUAGGCUUCCUCUGCUCUAAAGCCAAUUGAAGACAGGGAAUGGGAGUCCUACCAAGAGUUCAUUUGUCAUAUUUGCAUUGAAAAGGUAGAAAGGUGAGAAUGAGGAAGACUUCAUUUACUUCCUCAUUUUGGGACCCCUCCUCAUGAAAGGGACCACUGACCCAUUUCAAGGAACAAACUAUGCAUGCUUGAUAGCUUUUGAAAUUAUUAGCAUACAAAGCGAGGAAUGGGAUGUACCAAAAUGAUGAAUAUGUAUUUGUAUUUUGGGUAUUCAAUACUUGUGUGGAUAAAAGGACUCUGUAAUAAUUUGAGAGGCACGGUGUGUAUUUGGGAGCUAGCCCGCACGCUGCCUGGCGUCGCAAUAAACAUACUUUCUAACUUUAAACUGUUAGAGAGUUUUUGUCCAUCACAGUUGGAUAUCGGUACUAGAUCAAUAUCCAUAUUUCUUUAAUAAAUCACAGGAAGGUACCCUGCUUUUGUUACUCCUAACAUAACUCUUUCCCUUGUGUCAGGGUUGUUCUUACAACAGACUUCACAUUUGCUCACUACUGAUUGUACAAUGUCAGUCAUUCCCUUUCCUAUUACCUUUUUUAGGUGUUUUAGAAGAUUUUCAACCUCAAAAUGUGUAUUUUCAUGUUCCCUCUGGGCUAGCUCCCAAAGGAUCAGGGGUGAGACUACAACCUGAUUUGCUGGUGUGAUAGCCCAUCUACUUUCUGUGAUCUCAGCCUUAAGAAGCUUAAUUAGUUUGUAGUCUGCUUGGUCAUAUUUUGGAGUGAACUCUGACAAAUCAACCUCUUUUUGUGGAAUUACUGGGUGUCUCAGAUUGAGAAGCAAGAUGUUUUCUAUUGCCAUCUGUGUAGUAGUUGCCUUCUGUUAAGUGAGCAGUUUUCCUUAUCUCUAUCACAACCAAUCCUCUCUCAGGGGAGACAUCUGCUGAUAAUGUGCUAUUGAAUGUCACUGCGUGACUGGUAAGAACUAUAACAUCCCAUUGUGUGAUGCUCCGCACAGAGGGAGGAGCCAAGCAUUCCUAACUGGAUAUAAUCUGGGAUUUGGGGACAUCAGAGUCAGCCUUCCCAUAAGUUUCCAAGAGGAACAGCUGGGGUUUUCCAGUGGACCUUCAGAGGAAGACUACACCCUUCUACAGGAUCACUGCUCCAACAGAACCACAUCUGCCACUCCAGGAGGACUGCAGCCACUCCAAUUUGGACUGCUACCAACAUGUUGGCCAAAGGGGUGUCAGGUUGUUUUCUGACUCUGUCAGUGGUUUUUCUUUUGUAUUAUUGCAUGUAUUUUGUUUAUUUUCCCUUUUCCUAAUAAAUUGUAUUUCUGGC
This is a messenger RNA of Vidua macroura (Pin-tailed whydah), 2998 nucleotides long. RefSeq lists its product as uncharacterized. Lineage: Eukaryota; Metazoa; Chordata; Aves; Passeriformes; Viduidae. The transcript has 8 exons. The record is from RefSeq and is a predicted model, not a curated record. Bases 116 to 709 code for a protein of 197 amino acids.